Messenger RNA from Symbiodinium sp. CCMP2456, 1344 nucleotides. NCBI's taxonomy places the organism in Eukaryota, Dinophyceae, Suessiales, Symbiodiniaceae. The record is from the annotation of a GenBank genome assembly.
AUGGCAAAGUCCGGACAUGCUGGUCCUGGAAGCGUCCUCGUCUAUUCGCAUUCAUGGCUUCCGGGUCAAGUUGAUGGGGUGGCAAUCCGAAUGAUGGCGCACGUGCGUGCCAUGGUCAAGCGUGGGGUGAAGGUUACACUGGUAACGCCAGACUUUUUACUUCCCGACAACCCGACCGUGCCUAAGCUUGAGGUGGUGGACGGCGUUGAGCAUGUAACACUCCAAACCGCACGGACGCCAGUCUACAGAAAGAACAUGUGCAUGGACCUUUCGUUUUUCAACUUGAGGACGCUUAUCGCAUUGAUUCAGCGCGUGCAGCCAGAUCUAGUGCAUGCUACACAGGAAGCUUCCAUGCAAGUCAUGGCUGCAGCAUGUGCUUUUUGCAAUGUGCCUUUGCUGAUUUCUCUCCACACAGAUGUUGCUCAGAUCGCUGCUCGGGAUGAGAACUUCUCUUCAUUGAAUGGUUUCCUUGGACAAUUGCAUACCUGGUUUUCAGUUCGCAUGGUGUAUUGGGGUUACAGAAAUUGGGCUUUGUCGGGAGCCACGUAUUUUCCGGUGUCCAAGCAGUCCCUGGUUAUCUUACGGAAUGCUGGAGUUGCCGAGCAGCGUGUCGCUCCUGUGAUUUGGGGUCCCAUGGUCGACCGCGAGACUUUUCGGAUCGACUUGCCAGAGGAGCAGGUCCAGGCUGUCCGCAAAAGAUUGACUUUCGGAGCGGAAAGGGCGUACCUCUGGGUGUACGUUGGUCGGGUUACAGCCGAGAAGGACAUUCAGUUUUUGGUAGACGCCCACAAGCGUGCCCCCAAAAAUGUGUAUUUGGCGCUGAUCGGUCCGGGCUCUAUGGUGCCGGAGCUGAAGCAGUUCCACGGGCCCGACCAUCGCUUGCAUCCUCAGCCUGAUUGGUAUUGCACCGGUGAUAUGGCCAGUCGAGAGGAGGUGGCAUUGUGUUUCCGUGCUGCUGAUCUCCACGUGUCCGCAAGCACAAUGGAGACAGUUGGCUUCACCGCCAUGGAAGCCCUGAGUUGUGGCACUCCGAUGCUGGCGGCCAACGCUCAAGGAUAUGCCAUGUAUCUUUCGCACGGUGUCAACGCUCGACUCUUCACACCCGGGAGCUCGUCCUCUUUUGACGAAGAGCUUGCGAAGAUCAUGGAAACGAAGCGCGAGGGCGACUGGUCGCCAGAGUCCAUCAGGGCCACCAUGGCGAUGGCGUCCAUCGAUGCUUGCACCGAUCGCGCUUUUCAGGCCUACCUGACUAGCCCUGCUACUGACUGGCGUGUUGUCCGCUUGCUGAUAACAAUGUUCUAUGUCGUGCUCAACAUUUUCUUCGUCCAGACCUUCUUUCCGUAA